Molecule: messenger RNA, 1807 nt
Organism: Cuscuta epithymum
Lineage: Eukaryota; Viridiplantae; Streptophyta; Magnoliopsida; Solanales; Convolvulaceae
Source: the annotation of a GenBank genome assembly
UUCUAUUUGAACUCUUCUCCCUCCCCAUCCUCUUCAUCCUCUGGGAGUUGCAGAAAUCAGAAGUCUUCCCUUUUUUCGUCUCACCCCUCCGGAUCAUUCAUGCUUUUCUCGUUUUCUCAAUCACCAUUUCCUCGUUUCACUCACCCCAGCUGCAAUUGAUCAGCUAUUUUUGUUUGUAAUCAGGUCUUUAUGUCUCGAUUGGUACCUUCCAUUCAUUCCGAGGCGCAAUUCAGCAAAUUUGAUUCCCUUCUAUCUAGAAACUAGGGCUUCGGAGAGCCUAAUGAUUGAAUUGUUCCACGUUUUAGAUUUUCUUCGAUACUUCGAAUUCGAUUGAGCCGAUAUUGAUCCGUGGAAAUCCUGAAGCGCAACUUUUGUCAAGUUGUUCGUUCGGGAUCGAAAUUCUGGAAGAUAUUUUAGGUUUCUAACUUUUUUUGUUUUUGAAUUUUGAAUUAUUGAAUUCGCUGGAAAUAUAUUGAAUUCAUUCUGGAGAGGGGAAACAGAGAAAAUUUUGGUAGGCUGGUAUUGCAAUGGACUGUGGGGUUUGUGCUUCGCCAGGGGACCCGUGGUUGAAACUGGCCGGCCGCGGCGGAGCAAGUGGUGGUGAUGUAGGAGGUUUGGCGCCGGUGGCGGAUGGAUUCAGCCACGACAGCGAAAAUGAUUUGGCUGCGAUGGUGAGAGAUUUUCUGGAAAAUGGAAGCCUAGGUGCGGAUUCCAGGAGUAGCAGCGACAGCGAUUCCACCUUCUCCGAUCUCGCUCACCUUGCCGACAAGUUAUCCUACAUCAAGAAGGCGGUGGAUCAGUAUGAGAGCAAGCUGCUGUCUAUAGUGAGUUCACUUUUGACAUCAAUGAAAGAAACAGACCUCCAUGCUGUAAAGCCAGGCCCUUGCAAUUCUAGCUGCAUCAAAUAUUCUCUUGUGAAGCUCUUGAGGCUUUUGGGCUAUGAUUCUGGUGUUUGUUCUUCGAAGUGGCUUGGCAAUGGCAAGGUUCCUGCAGGGGAUCAUGAAUACAUAGAUGUUAUCAAGUACGAUGAAGCUGGAGGCUCAGAGCGUUUGAUCAUUGACAUCGACUUUCGCAGCCACUUUGAAAUCGCGAGAGCAGUCCAGUCGUAUGACAGAAUCCUGAGUUCUCUCCCAAUCGUCUAUGUGGGCCCGGUACCGAAACUCAAGCAGUUCCUUGAAGUCAUGGUUGAAGCUGCCAAAUCUUCUCUCAAGCAGAACUCAAUGCCGAUUCCUCCAUGGAGAUCCUAUGCUUACCUUCAAGCAAAGUGGGGGUCGUCUCCAUAUCAAAGGAAAUUUGUUCCCGAGGAUCCACAGGUUGUUGUUACCCAGACAGCUUGUGUUUGUCGCCAUGGUCAAUGUUUUUUGCAUUUAAAACAGCUGAAAUCUGCCCUCCAAGCAGAAAUUGAAGUGAAAAGGUUGUUCAGGCCAAUGAAUGGUGAUAAGAGGGCUCGAAAAAAACGAGAGCUGGUGGGGGGUUCAUACCACGUAAACAAAAAUUUUGAUUUCUGAUAUGGGAUUUUUUCCCGUGACCCAUGUCGUGAUGAGUUUUUUUCACUUUAAUUUUGCACCAUCCUCUUUUACAAUCAAAUGUCUAUUUGAGUUUCUAUUAUACUACACCGUUAACAAAUUUUACAGGGUAAUACUUUCCAUGUGAUCGUGUUAUUUGAACACAAUAAAUGAGACAAUACUACUAAAGAUCUCAUGUUUUGUGUAUUUGGCUUAUCCUUAAGUUUACUAUCUGUUUCUAUGAUCAUUUUGCUUAAACUGAUGUUAAAUUUGAACAUAAUAUGCUUUGCGGUUUGUCAAGA